CGGGAACCCCGGUUAAUCGUAUCGCUACGGUUCUAUCCUCGCGAUCAUCGAAUUACCGUGAAAUAACCGUAAUAAAUGAAAACAAUAAAAACCCAAUAACAACCCUAACAACCAAAAAAAGGGAAACAUUCAAAAACUGAAAUAAAUAUCAAAGCUCCAAGAGUGAAUGUUGAAUGAAAAUUCGUGUGAUAUAUAGUAGGUGAAUAUCGGGUGAAAAAUUAGUUCGUCAAUCGGCGGGUCUUUGUUUACGCAUUUUGAUUUCGGGUAAAAUAGAAUAGGAUAUUGGGUGGGAGUGGGGAAAAUCCAAACGAAACAGACACUACUGUUGCGCGUGAUUUGGUUGAGUGAGAGAGCAGAAAAUACAAGAGCUGACGUUUUAUCGGCUGGUUGUGGCUGUUUGUUGUUGACGAGUCAGAGUUUGACCGGAGUUUAUACUCAGUUUGACGGACGCCAUCGUGCGAUAAAGACGGUGAUUCCCGUGACCGGGUGUUCAGUGAUUUUUUGAGGUGAACAUUAGAAAUUUUGUCAAACGAGUGAAAUUAAGACUUGAGGGAGUGUCAGUGAAAGAGUAGAAGCGAAAUUAACGUUGCGAGUGUUUUUUUUGAGGGGGCACUUGAGAGUGAAUACAGUGUAAUACGUGAGGGUGAUCGGCAAUUUAAUUGAUUAGACGUGUGAGAAUCGAGUUGAUCGGUGUCUCAUUUUUCCUGGGAAUUCAACACUUUGAACGUCCCAUUAUUUUCUCUGGUUUCCUCAACCCCGAGGGGUAAAACCCACCCCCUUCUUCCCAAUCGCCAUUCGCUCCAUUUCCCUCAGUCCCUGCGCACUCCCUCGUUGUCUAAUUGGGAACUAGUUUCUAAAAGUUUAUGGCAUCGGAGAAUUAGGAAAACAGAAUAGUGAGUGUCUGGGUUGUGACUCAUUGAUUGUGGUUCCUGGUGCUAAGGAUGAUCUGAGAGUAACGAGGACUUCUGGGGACUUCGGAUGGGGAGUUGCAUCAAAUAAUGAGUGUCUGUCUCGUUGAAAGUGAAAAAUAAAAAAGUGUGAGAUAAACGCCGACCUGAGACCAUCCCAACAUCAUCGUCAGCGUGCUCCAUAUCAAGAAUGGACUAUGCAGAUGUGAGGGAUCAGUGGUUGACAGAACCCUUAGGAUCGGGAUUAAAGAUCGCCCGUCCCUCCGUUAAAGAGACAAAAUCAAAGAGACAAGUGUGGAAGGGUAAAAAAUCACGAGCUGUUGAUAAUCUUGGUGGCCGGUGUGCCGCCAGUACGGCGAUGCGACGAUGAGCCCGGUGUCCAACAAGGGUCAGCUCCUGAAGCGCAUCACCCGACACCAGCGUCGUCGUGUUGCCGUUGUCAUUAGUCUUGACACUCUGUCACUCAUCAACCCGCCAUUAUUACUGUCACUGCUGACUGUAUUUGGUGAUAACGGGCCUGAUAACGGGCGUUUAUUGGUACGGCCAACAAACGGCUGGCCAUGGACCUCGAGGAGACGAGAAACGGCACCGGUGAUACCGAAGAGGAAUACAUCAAUAUCUACUUCAUGGUUGGCGAUCGCAAGGAAACGGCUAGCUUCCGACCUGAUCACGUCACCAAUAAGGAACUUAAGGAACUUUUUCGAAAUGCCGCAGAGGCAGGACCUCUGGACAUCGUGAAGCUCCGUAAAGACGAUAAACUGCUCAAUAUUUCGUCUCAUCUCCCACCGAAUACUCCAGACGACCCAUAUAUCCUGCAGAUCGUUGGAGCCCAUCCAGGAACAUCAGGGAUGAUUGACUCAGACCUAUUGCGAGAACUAGAAAGGCGUAUAUCAGCGAUGGAACGUGAACUCCGGGUGCACCAGUCGACUGUCCUAUCAGAGCCAUCAGUAGCAGCUCUCAGAGAGCUCAAGCAUCAAAUGGAUGCAUUUCGGACUAAACUUGAAACUACUGAACAUCUCAGUUGGCUCGGUUUUUACAAAAAACUACCUGGACCCGUCUCCUCAGAGGCGUGCAGGAGAUUGCAGUACCGACGGAAGAGUGACACCGUGAAACGUCAAGUGCGCGAUGAGUUUCACAAGAUCUGUGAUGUCUCCCUGUCACAAAGUGUGAGCCAGUGGCUGCGAUCCCCUGCCUUCGACGCUGGCCAGUGGAAGGACGAGGAGUUGCUCCUAAUGCUUCAGACAAUGUUCGUUGAACUUGAAUUACUCGAGAAGUUCGACAUUCCACUGUCAACACUCCGCAACUUUCUGUACGAGGUCUAUAAUAAUUACAAUGCAGUGCCCUUUCACAACUUCCGACACUGCUUCUGCGUCGCUCAAAUGAUGUACGCCAUAAUCUGGGCUGUGGAUCUACCCUCGAAGAUCGGACACCUCGAGGUUCUAGUGCUAAUUAUAUCCUGUAUAUGUCAUGAUCUCGAUCAUCCGGGCUACAACAAUAUUUAUCAGAUAAAUGCACGUACCGAGCUUGCACUGAGGUACAACGACAUCUCACCCCUGGAGAAUCAUCACUGUUCAGUGACGUUCAGGGUAUUAGAGUAUCCUGAAUGCAAUAUACUAGCUGCUCUCGAUGCCGCAACAUUUCGAACUGUGAGAGAGGGAAUUAUCAGGUGUAUCCUUGCCACUGAUAUGGCAAGGCACAACGAGAUACUGGGACAAUUCACUGAGACCAUUUCGGAAUUUGAUUACACGAAUAAAUCUCACAUUAAUCUGCUGUCAAUGGUGUUGAUAAAAGUCGCAGACAUAAGUAACGAGGCACGUCCAAUGGAGGUAGCGGAGCCCUGGCUGGACCAGCUCCUGCAGGAGUUCUUCAAACAAAGCGACGCAGAGAAGCUCGAGGGAUUACCAGUGACGCCUUUUAUGGACCGUGAUAAAGUUACGAAGCCCUCGUCACAGUGCAGCUUCAUUGGCCUCGUACUUUUACCCCUCUUCGAAGCACUCGGUGAACUAUUGACCGAGCUGGAGGACAUGAUAGUCCAACCAGCGCGUGAAGCCCUGGAGUACUACCGACGUCUGAACGAAGCAGCAAAAGACGAGCGUCACCACAGGAAGAGUGUGAUCGACCUGGGGGAGUCAACCCCGUCAUCCGCCCCCUCGAGCACUGGAGCAGCAUCAGUACAGAAGUCAACGUCGUCCCACAGCAUGCGUUCUAAACGUUCAGCAAGUACCAUCCGCUCGCGUUCACGCUCCAUCGAGGACGAGGCAGAGAACAAUCUCCUGGAGGAGGACGCAGAGAACCCAGAGAGCUCGGACCCAGAGACAGCGACGGAAGUAGAGGUCAGCGAAAAAACCCUCAAGUUCAAGAUCUCAACGGAGGGUAACGUCCCACCGCAAUCAGGUCGCAAGAGCUACCCGGGGAGUAGAAAAGGGAGUCGUGAGAAGUCAUCCUUUGACUACCACCACAACGACCUGGCGAAGGCAGUGAGAGACCACGAGAGAGAGCGAAAGAAGAGUCGAGGUGAGAAUUUCUCCAGUGACAUGUCAUCCCCAGUGAGCGCCAGAUCUGGUGAGGAGACGAGGAUCUUGGAGGAAUUCGAGAGGGACGAGAUGAUGUACAUCGACGCGAGAAUCGAGGAGGAGAGGACCGAGGGCAAUGGCACGAUAAUCGAGGACAUCCCCGAGAGAAUGAACUCGAAGAAACGCCAGAGUUGCGACGAGAGGGAGCGCAAGGACGUCGUUGUCAUGACUGAAGGGGGUCUCCGCUGCUGCUGCGACGACAAAACAACAUCCAACAAUCACAAGUCCCUUCUGUCAAGACUUCGAAACUUCACCGAUCGCCUCAGCAUAAGUUUUGAUUCGAAAGAGCCACCUGUUCAGAAAACCAAACACGUGUCGAAACCCUUCUUGAAGAGUAAUUCAGUUGUGUCGGGUUCAACAUCCAGACAGGCGCCCGUCAUGCUGUGUAAACGUUGCAAUCUAAUGAAGACAGUGAAAGACAGUAAGGAUCCGAAUCAAACUGUUGUCGAACUCCUGGAGAAGCGAGCAAUGACUUUGCCAAAGGUACGUAAACACGACGGCAAGAACAAGAGUUGGAGAAUGGUCUUUGCCAAGGAGAAACGACCGUCAGCUUCCCUGGAAAUACUGCCAGCCCAUGACAAUGAAACAUCCGCUGUCAAGCACAAACGCAAUCUCUCGAAUCCAGAGAGCAAACUCUCAGUGACGAAGACCCAGAGUAUGAAGGAAGUCAAGGAGCAGAAGAGGAUGAAUUUCCGGGAGAUCGAGGUGAGGAGUAAGUCUAGGCCGGAGAUUGUCGUUCAUCCGGGUAGUUCGAGUGUCGUUGACGAGGGGAUUGACAAGGUAGAGAUCAGGAGGAGUUCUGCCAGCAUGGAGGACAUCUCCAAGAUAACGAAGCAGAAUGAGGGAAUUCUUCUGGGAACCCUCGAGGACAAAAAGUGCGAGGAGAUGCACACGGGGAGUCUCGACUCGAUGCUUUAUAAAGAGUCUGUCAAGGAUGUGAAGAAGACUUUUGCUUUUGCCAGCCCCUGUCCCACGAAGAAGGCGUCUCCUGGUCUAUUCUCGAGGUUCAGAUCUGGAAUGAGCAUUGAUGGGACACGAUCAACGAGCAACAGUGGAUCUCUUCAUGAUCAACCCACUCAGAGUGGAUGGAUAUCAUCUUUGACUGCUAGCUUUAGACCUAAGAGGCAAGUUGGGGAGAUGCCGGCUUCACCUGGACACGAGGAGGUCAAGUGAUACGUCAUGAUUGUUAAUAGCAAGGAGACGAGGAGUGACUGGAGCGAGUGGUGGGCACAACGGUUACCCUGUUGCAGUGGGUGAAUAAACUUUUGUUUUUUUAAUUUAUUGUUCUGAGGAUGGGGGCGAGUUGAGCUUCCAAUUUUUCAUUGAUUGGCUGAUUCAUUGAUGAUGAGUCAUAUCGAGGUAAUAAUUUCGUCGAGAAGAGUUGAAGGUUCGAGCCAAGGGCUGAUUUAUCAAACACAUGACAGAUUUUGGUUGGGAAUCUUCUUGAGACACUUGUUGAUUGAGUACAUCAGCAAGAAAGUGGUAAAGUGUGAUAAGUCGAAUUUAAACUUCGUUAUCGAUUUACCUCGAUAAUUAUUAAUUAAUUUAUUAAUUAUUAAUUAACAUGAACUUUUCACUUUUAUCUCUGCAAUCGAUAGAUUUUGAGAUUAAUUGAUAUUUAAAAGUGUGAAUUUGAAUAAUUUAUUUACUACUUUGUUACUGAAUUGGAAUAUUGAGGAGAGAAUUUUUCCAUUAACAAGAGCUAUUGAAUUCUCGAUUGGUAUCGAUCGAUAUUGAUUAGUAUCGGUAAAUCUCGAAGCCGCGUCUGGCAUACGGUUGACUACGUUUAUUGAUUUAUUUAUUGUCCAUCUUAUGAAUAACGUAAUGAGUAAUUAUUAAUGUUGUUCGUUAUGCAUCAUUGAAAGAAUAUAUAUAAAUAUAUAUGAAUAUAGAUAUUAAAGAUUUAGUAUAUAUUUAUAUAUAUGUGAAUUGAAUGAAAAAUCGCCGUUGAAAAAAAAUCGUAUAAACAUGCAUACACGUAUACAUCUAUAUCUACGUAACGACCGAUAAGUAUAGUGAUAGGUCAUUGAAGGAUUUAAUAGAUAUGUUAAUUAUAAUUACAGCUGUGACAAAAAAAAAUCAAAAAAUGUGCUUCUUUGGAUCACAGUAUUGUUAUCAUACUCUCCAUUCUGAUAAAUUACAUGUCCUGGGAGAAAUAUAUAGAAAAUGUUCAAUGGAAUUUUUCAUUUCGUCAACUAGAAAUAACGCGACAUUUUAAAAUCUCAUUUUUUUCAUUUUCAAGACGAUUCUAUCAUUUUUUUCACUUACACCAGAACAAAGUCAAUUGCCAUUGUCGACAAGAAUUAAUAAAAUAUUUCUUAAGAAAAUAUUCUGAAUUGGUUAAAUGGGAGGAUUUAAUUCUAGAAAUUGACGAUUUAAUUUUCAAGUGUUGACAAGUGAAGAAUUUUUCUGAAUAAGUCGUGAAAAUACAAAUCAACCUCAUUGUAUGAUUAAAAUCGCAGAAUAUUCUAUUAUUGGAUAAUAAUUGUGUACUUCAUCAAUGAUGAAAUCAAAUAAAAUGAGUCUGUCUCGUGCGCAAAUAACGAUCCACUCAUCAUUUCUGGAUAAUUGCUGUUAAAGAGUCAAAUCACGAGUGUAAUUGUUUUGAAUGUUACGGUAAAAUGAAAAAAUGAGGGAUAAAAUCAUGUAGUUUAUCUAUAAUGUCUAAUACUGUCUGUUUCGAUGAAUUCGUGUAGAGAUAUCGCUAUUUAAUUGAUUAGGAGGAACGAGGGAACCAUUAGGAACUAUUUUCGUUGAUGGAGGGAUUUUUUUUUUGAGUUUAGGAAACACAUCGGUGAAAUUUCAAAGUCUUCACUAGAGCUCGAGAUUUAUUGCGCGAAUUCUGGCGCCUGAUGAGACAUUUUUGAUCGAUAACAAAAAAACAAAAAGGGACGUGGGUUUGAAAAAAAAUCGUUUAGUCCCUCAAUUUUCAUGCCAUUGACAUUUUUAUUUUUUCAAAGUGCUCUAUAAAAUUCAAGGAACAAAGGCAUCCGUUUUACGAUCCAUCAAACGGAUCAUGAAAAGAUUUUUAGAGAUGAAAAAUUGAUGAGUCAAUGUGAAAGCAAUGAAACGACAGAAAAUCACCAUUUUUGCAUCAUUCGGUCGGUGGAUCGUGAAUAGAUGGAUUCCUUUGUUCCCGGAAAUUCGACGGAUAUUUUGAUAAAAUAGAACGGCGAUCGAACAGAAAAUGAGGGAUUUACACGAUUUUGAAAGUAAAGUAAAAGUAAUUGUUCAUUUGUCACGAGUUGCUCAAUAAUUUUCCAACAAUUGUAAUGACUUUUAAGUUUCACUAGAGUUUCGUUUCAAUCACUUCAACGAUCCAUAAGAACAAACUGUCACUGAUUUACAUUCUCAAACGAUUAUCACGCCUAUGAUUUUUACAUGUUUAUAUUUUUAUACUUCAUCACUGUUUUCUAUACGGCGAUUAAACCGCAUGUAUUGUUGAA
Messenger RNA from Fopius arisanus, 6927 nucleotides. RefSeq names its product phosphodiesterase 9 (gene Pde9). NCBI's taxonomy places the organism in Eukaryota, Metazoa, Arthropoda, Insecta, Hymenoptera, Braconidae. The transcript is spliced from 10 exons. Gene Ontology annotation, molecular function: 3',5'-cyclic-GMP phosphodiesterase activity. Gene Ontology annotation, biological process: signal transduction; cGMP catabolic process. Bases 1469 to 4654 code for a protein of 1061 amino acids. The record is from RefSeq and is a predicted model, not a curated record.